Saccostrea echinata is the source of this 2782-nucleotide messenger RNA. Its product is annotated as importin subunit alpha-4-like. Gene Ontology annotation, molecular function: nuclear import signal receptor activity; protein binding. The coding region runs from base 71 to 1618 and encodes 515 amino acids. Gene Ontology annotation, cellular component: nucleoplasm; cytoplasm; nucleus. The transcript has 14 exons. Lineage: Eukaryota; Metazoa; Mollusca; Bivalvia; Ostreida; Ostreidae. The record is from RefSeq and is a predicted model, not a curated record. Gene Ontology annotation, biological process: NLS-bearing protein import into nucleus.
GCCAGGACAUCCAAGAUAUUCUUUUUUCGUUAAGGAUUGGGAGUAGAUAAAAAAGAAAAACUCACGCAAAAUGGCAACAGAUCUGAAUGCUAAAGGGCGGACUCACUUGUUUAAAAACAAGGGAAAGGAUGCUGACGAAAUGAGAAGAAGGCGCACUGAGGUUACAGUUGAAAUUAGGAAGAGUAAAAGAGAUCAGCAUGUGUUGAAGAGGAGGAAUGUGCCGAUUCAGGAUAGUACAGAUUCCGAUGACACUGAAAAGCCAACUAGCCAGUCUUUACAGUCCAUUGUAGAGAAUGCAGCAAGUUCAGAACCUACAGUCCAACUCAAUGCUGUCCAGGCGGCCAGGAAACUGUUGUCCAGUGACAGAAACCCACCAAUAGAUGACCUGAUUGCCUCAGGAAUUCUUCCUAUUCUUGUAGAAUGUCUUUUGAAAGAUGACAAUCCUUCCUUGCAGUUUGAGGCAGCCUGGGCUUUGACAAACAUUGCAUCUGGAACUUCUCAACAAACUCAAGCUGUAGUCAAUGCCGGUGCUGUUCCUUUGUUCCUGAGGUUGCUUACCUCCCAUCAUCAAAAUGUCUGUGAACAAGCAGUGUGGGCAUUAGGAAACAUUAUUGGUGAUGGGCCGCAGUGCAGGGAUUAUGUUAUCAAGCUAGGGGCUGUUAAACCACUUCUGAACUUCAUCAACCCCAACAUUCCUCUGCCAUUUUUAAGAAAUGUUGCAUGGGUCAUUGUAAACUUGUGCAGAAACAAGGAACCCCCUCCCCCUCUGGAGACCAUCCAGGAAAUUCUCCCGGCCUUGUGUCAGCUGAUUCACCAUACAGACAUUAAUAUCCUGGUAGACACAGUGUGGGCGUUGUCCUAUUUGACAGAUGGAGGGAAUGAACAGAUACAGAUGGUGAUAGAUUCGGGGGUAGUCCCAUUCCUCGUUCCUCUCCUUAGUCAUGUUGAUGUCAAAGUCCAGACAGCAGCUCUGAGGGCGGUAGGGAAUAUUGUUACCGGAACAGAUGAUCAGACGCAAAUCGUACUCAACUGUGAUGCCCUUUCACAUUUCCCUUCUCUAUUGACACAUCCCAAAGAAAAAAUUAAUAAGGAAGCCGUGUGGUUUUUGUCCAAUAUAACAGCUGGAAACCAAUCUCAAGUACAAGCUGUGAUAGAUGCUGGCCUCAUUUCACUCAUUAUUCAUCAUUUGAUGAGGGGUGACUUCCAAACAAAGAAAGAAGCAGCAUGGGCAAUUAGCAAUCUAACAAUCAGUGGUAACAAAGAGCAGGUGGCUAAAGUGGUUGAAAAUGGUGUCAUCUCACCUUUCUGUGAUCUUCUGGGAGUUAAAGACACUCAAGUGGUGAAUGUGGUAUUAGAUGGUAUAAAUAAUAUAUUAAAGAUGGCUGGUGAUGAUGUGGAUCGUAUCUGUACCAUGAUAGAGGAGUGUGGGGGUCUAGACAAAAUAGAAGCAUUACAGAAUCAUGAAAAUGAGGAUAUAUACAAACUGGCAUAUGAAAUAAUAGAUCACUACUUUUCAGAUGAUACUGAAGAGGAUCCUAACUUAGCUCCAGAGGCUUCAAGUCAAGGAUACCAGUUUGAUCCCAGUGCUAGUGUACCCCAGGAAGGCUUCAAGUUCUGACAAAAUGCAAGACGCCAUGACUGUGGAGUCAUGUCAUGGACUUCUGUUAGCUCCAGGGAGAGAGUGUGUGAAAGAGGAGCCAUUCUACAUUGUGGUCUGUAAGGAUUCUCAUCACUAGCGCCCAGUGUAUUCUCCAGUGAGAGAGAGAGCGUGAGACACAGCGUGGGCAGUGAGAGAGGCCUACUGUACCCACUCCUUUAUAUACGCCGAGGUACAGCUGCAAUUUCAUUCAGUGUUGUUUUCACCGUGAAAACAAUAAGUUGAUAGCUUUUUUUUAACAAAUGACUUGCAAAAAAGCUGUUUUAAUAUAAUUUUAACUUCCUAGGAGUAUGCAAUCCAAAUCAUUUAUGCUUUUCUGUAUCAAGUAAAGCAGAUACAGAUUUUAAAAGCUGGAUGAAAACACAUCCCGUGUUUCAGACUUUUCUUAUGAGUAUGUAUAUUAUGGUUAUUUGUGAUAUGUUGCUGUUUUUUUACCCUUGAAUGCAUUAAAUGAGCAUGUAUGUGAGAAAAAAACAAUUGUUCAAUUUUUGUUAAAAUGCUCGUAAAGUAUCAUUACAACUAAGUGACAUAUACAUGUAUUUGGUUUUAUAUCGUAUCUUUUACAACAUGUUGCAAUUAUUUUAAACAUCUUCCAGAAAUUAAAGUGAAUAGUACGAGCAAAUAAUCCUUGUAAGGUGGGAUUUAAUGAACUCGCACUUUAAAUGGGAGAGUCUAAAAUUUAGGGGAUACAUUAUUGAAAUUUAACUCCAAAUGGAGUUGCCUGCCCUUUUCAUUGUUAUGCAUCAACACACAAUCCAAAUACAUGCAUAAGAAUUAAAUUUGGCUUCAUUUGUAAUGUUUAGAAGGACUCGAGACAAAUUUAUCUCUUUCCAUUUCAUUUUUAAAAGAUAGCUUAAAAUACUAAUUCCAGUUUGGAAUAAUGUAUGUGUGUUGGUACAAUUUAAAAAAAAUGACCAUUUGAAAAGACUAGAGCAGGUCUUAGUGAAAUAAUUCAGUGGAUCAUUUUAAACAAUGUAAUUGAUUAAAUUUGGUAUCCAUUGGGCUAUCAAAAUAUAGAAUGUAAUUGUUAUAACUGAAAAACAAAAAGUGGUCCACAUUGAAAUAUUUAGGUUAUUUUGUCCACCCAAGUUAUAGUGAUCAGAUAACAGUAAAUGGUCAGAUUUU